This is a messenger RNA of Dibothriocephalus latus, 663 nucleotides long. The record is from the annotation of a GenBank genome assembly. Lineage: Eukaryota; Metazoa; Platyhelminthes; Cestoda; Diphyllobothriidea; Diphyllobothriidae.
AGUGAGGUCACGACAACCAAGGAGCCGCCACCGGUGACGUCACAUCUGAAGCGUCUGAACCUGUCUACUCUGGGCCAACAGAUCGCAAAUCUGUCGCCCCUUCUGCUCUCGGAUCCCUCUGUUGCUGCUGCGGCCGCGGCUGCUUCCUUUGGUGGUGGUGGUGGUGGUGGUGGUGGUGGUGGUGGUAGUGCGUCAGGUGACACUGCCGGUGGCACCGACGCCGCCGCCGGAAGUACGCAAUCCUCCUCCGGCGUCGCUGCCAGCUCCUCCCCGGUGAACAUGUUGAACGAUCUCAUUCAGCAGAUGGUCAGCCUGAAGCAUACGCCCUCCGUGAGUCUCGUCGGCGCCAGCGGCGGCGUGACUGCUGAGGCGUCGGAGAACAAUGUUGCCACAGCCACAGCUGUAGGGUCGACGGCGAAGCCUUGGCCGCCACUGUCCUCUGCCGAGAAAAAGCAGCUAGAACAGACCAUCACCUCUGCCCUCACCAGGGGACAGCGACUGCUGGAUAACGAGGCAGCCCGAAAGGCCCUGGGAGGGACCAGUCUUCAGGUCUACAUUCACCAGUCGGAUAUCAAGGAGGGCUCACCUGUGGCUACGUUUUAUAUGGACUCUAGCGAAGGUAGGUUCUCGGCAGCAUCCUACAUAGUAGAUUUAAGCAUUUAG